Molecule: messenger RNA, 1107 nt
Organism: Hyaena hyaena (striped hyena)
Lineage: Eukaryota; Metazoa; Chordata; Mammalia; Carnivora; Hyaenidae
Product: pre-B-cell leukemia transcription factor 3-like
Biological process (GO): animal organ morphogenesis; embryonic organ development; regulation of transcription by RNA polymerase II
Cellular component (GO): nucleus
Molecular function (GO): DNA-binding transcription factor activity, RNA polymerase II-specific; RNA polymerase II cis-regulatory region sequence-specific DNA binding
Source: RefSeq, a predicted model, not a curated record
GCCCUGAACUGUCACAGAAUGAAACCCAUGCUCUUCAGCGUCCUGUGUGAGAUCAAAGAGAAAACAGGUCUCAGCAUCAGAGGAGCCCAGGAGGAGGACUCUCCCGACCCCCAGCUAAUGAGACUGGACAAUAUGCUUUUGGCAGAAGGGGUUUCAGGUCCUGAGAAAGGUGGGGGAUCGGCGGCAGCAGCUGCAGCCGCGGCAGCCUCUGGAGGUUCUUCAGAUAACUCUAUUGAGCACUCAGAUUACAGAGCCAAAUUGACCCAGAUCAGACAAAUCUAUCACACAAAACUGGAGAAGUAUGAACAGGCAUGUAAUGAAUUCACUACACAUGUGAUGAAUCCUCUCCGAGAGCAGAGUAGAACACGUCCCCGAAAUUGAAAUUCCCCAAACGAAAUGGAAAGAAUGGUGGGCAUCAUCCAUCGAAAAUUUACUUCCAUUCAGAUGCAGCUCAAACAAAGCACUUGUGAAGCAGUUAUGAUUUUAAGAUCAAGGUUCCUUGAUGCCAGACGAAAAAGGCGUAACUUCAGUAAACAGGCCACCGAAAUCGUGAAUGAAUAUUUUUACUCACACCUCAGUAACCCCUACCCCAGUGAAGAAGCCAAAGAGGAGCUGGCCAAGAAAUGCAGCAUCACAGUGUCACAGGUAUCCAACUGGUUUGGGAACAAACGAAUCAGGUACAAGAAGAAUAUGGGCAAGUUUCAGGAAGAAGCCAACCUCUAUGCGGCGAAGACAGCUGUGACGGCCGCGCACGCAGUAGCCGCAGCCGUGCAGGACACCCAGACCAACUCACCCACCACGCCAAAUUCUGGUUCUUCUGGUUCCUUUAACCUCCCAAAUUCUGGGGACAUGUUCAUGAACACGCAGAGUAAGAAUGGGGAUUCUUACCAAGGGUCCCAAGUCCGUGCCAAUGUGCAGUCACAGGUGGAUACCCUCCGUCCUGUUAUCAAUCAGAUGGGAGGCUACAGUGAUGGCCUUGGGGGAAACUCACUGUACAGUCCACAUAAUUUAAAUGCUAAUGGAGGCUGGCAAGAUGCAACAACUCCACCUUCUGUGACUUCCCCUACAGAAGGCCCGGGAAGUGUGCACUCUGAUACCUCUAACUAA